CUGAUAUUGUGGUUACAAAAUUUUGCUCUAAACUUUAAAAAAUUCCAACAAUUUACACGACCUUACAAUAACCUUUAUAAAACUUCUCACAAUAUAUAUUAGAUAUGUCCACAGUAAAGGAAAAAUUAAUGGGUCACGUAUCCGAUAACGUUACAGCACCGAUUGGCAAAAUAACAGUUGUUGGAGCUGGUCAAGUUGGUAUGGCAUGUGCAUUUAGCAUUUUUAUACAGGGUUUAGCUAGUGAAUUGGCGUUAGUUGAUAUGCUUGAAGAUAAAUUGAAAGGUGAGCAAAUGGAUUUGCAACAUGGUUUGGCAUUUGUACGCAAUGUCAAAGUUAAUUCUAGCAAAGAUUAUUCCAUCACCGCUAACAGCAAAAUUUGUAUAGUCACUGCUGGUGCCAGACAAAAUGAAGGGGAGAGCAGAUUGAGUUUGGUUGACAGAAACAUUAACAUCUUUCAAAGCAUAAUCCCUCAAUUGGUGAAAUACAGUCCCAAUGCGAUAUUACUCAUUGUAUCUAAUCCGGUGGAUAUUCUCACUUGGGUGGCAUGGAAGCUGAGCGGCCUUCCCUCUCACCGAGUUAUCGGAAGUGGAACUAACCUUGAUUCUUCCCGAUUACGAUUUCUGAUAGGGGAGAGACUAGGCAUAGCCCCUUCCAGCUGCCAUGGAUGGAUCAUAGGAGAACAUGGCGACUCUAGCGUUGCCGUCUGGAGUGGGGUCAAUAUAGCCGGGGUUAACUUAUCCGAGGUAGACCCAAAUAUAGGCACUGGUAAUGACAAAGAAAAUUGGGAGUCCAUUCAUAAGGAAGUCGUCGACAGUGCUUAUGAAAUCAUAAAGUUGAAGCAAUACACUUCUUGGGCCAUAGGAGUAACGGUCGCCAGCAUCUGUUCCUGUAUUUUUAAAAAUCUUCACAACAUCCACGCUGUGUCUGUGUGCGUCAAACGCUUACGAAAUUAUAAAGUUGAAGGGUUACACCUCGUGGGCCAUAGGGGUGUCAGUAGCGAGCCUCUGUUUCUCUAUCUUUAAAAACCUUCACAAUAUCCACGCUGUAUCUAUAUGCAUUAAGGGUUACCACGGCAUAGAUAAGGAAGUAUUUUUGAGCCUUCCUUGCGUCCUCGGGGAAAAUGGUGUCAUGGACGUCAUAAAACAACCACUCAAUGAACAAGAAAGACAAAAAUUGUAUAACAGCGUAG
Gordionus sp. m RMFG-2023 is the source of this 1189-nucleotide messenger RNA. Its product is annotated as L-lactate dehydrogenase B chain-like. Gene Ontology annotation, molecular function: L-lactate dehydrogenase (NAD+) activity. Gene Ontology annotation, cellular component: cytoplasm. Gene Ontology annotation, biological process: pyruvate metabolic process; lactate metabolic process. The transcript is spliced from 10 exons. Bases 105 to 1022 code for a protein of 305 amino acids. Lineage: Eukaryota; Metazoa; Nematomorpha; Gordioida; Chordodea; Parachordodidae. The record is from RefSeq and is a predicted model, not a curated record.